AUGGAAGCAUCAAAUUCUACGCCCAACCAACAUGAUGACAGCGCAAGCGCAAGCGCAAAGACUCGUUGCGCCAUCAUUGGCUCAGGCUUAGCCGGCCUUGUAACAAGUUAUUUGCUACAGGGCGAUGACCGCUAUAAUGUAACAGUCUUUGAACAGGCCGAUCGUCUUUCUUUCGAUUCAGCUUCUGUCACAGUAAAGAACGAUACCACGAACGAUGCCGAACGAAUUGACCUGCCAAUGCGCGCCAGCGCUGGCGGCUAUUACCAUCACUUGAUGCGCAUGUACCAACAUCUAGAAAUACCGCUACACCCCAUCAAAUUCCUCUUUGUCUUCGCGAAAGCCACCCCGACGGCCGAUGGAACAGUCUCGCAUAAGGGCAGCGACAACGAGAGUUACUUCAUCCAUGCUUCGAAUCUUCACCAGACGCCACCGCCGUGGCCUGGCAAUCGCGGUCUAAUCGCGCACAUUACCGAAAUCCUCUACCUGAUUGUGUGCCAAUUCUGGUUCACCAUCGCCUGCUUCCUCGUCGCGCCCCUCGAUGCCACCACCUCCUCGACCGGUUACGGCGAGUCCCUCUCCGAAUACUUCGACCGAAUCCGAUUACCGAGACGAUAUAUAUCACACUACCUGCUUCCGCUGCUGAGCGGUGUGGCGACGUGCACACAUGAAGAGAUGCUCCAGUUCCCUGCGAGCGAUGUCGUAAACUACAAGAAACUCUCGCACGGACAGCAACAUUAUGCCGUUUGUGGUGGCGUCUCGCAGGUGCAGAGCAGAUUGACUAAGGGUCUGCACGAUAUUAGGCUCAAUUGCCGCGUGGUCGAAGCUGUGCCUCGACCCGAUGGAACGGUCGUGGUGCGUUGGCAGUCAACUACGGACCCUUCAGGUCGCAUCCUAGAACAAGUCUUUGAUCGUGUCGUGCUCGCCGUCUCCCCAGACGUUGCAGGCCGGAUCUUCAAGCCUUUACGAUCUACACUAGAAAGAUUUCCGACGCGCCAGGUCGAGAGCUCUGUGUUGAAGCCCGGAGCGACGGGAAUUCACGUUGUUAAGAACGACGAGGCUCGCCAGGCGUUUGCGUGCAUGCACCACACCAGAGAUCCCUCGGCAGCCCAGACAAUGACCCUACGGACCCUGUUCCCUGACACAGGCAGCCCUCACACCGAGGCACUGCACACCAUGCCCAGCGGGGUUGUAGUUAGUACUUGCCCUCUACGCGAAGCGGCGCAGCCAGAUGCAAUUAAAAAGGCCAGGUUCACAAGAACACUUCGUAGCGUGGAAAGCCAGGCCCUUGUACAAAUGCUGAUGGGAGGCACUUCGGUUAAUAAGAAACAGGCUGAUUAUGAUGAUCACAAAGCUGGUUGGGUUAAUGGACAAGAUAAUGUCUGGAUUACCGGGGCAUGGUGUUGGGACGGUAUGGUAUUGUUGGAGGGAUGUGUCACCGCAUCGAUGAGAGUGGCUUCAGACUUUGGAGUAGCGAUUCCUUGGGAGCAGUGA
Fusarium pseudograminearum CS3096 is the source of this 1491-nucleotide messenger RNA. RefSeq lists its product as uncharacterized. Gene Ontology annotation, molecular function: oxidoreductase activity. The record is from RefSeq and is a predicted model, not a curated record. Lineage: Eukaryota; Fungi; Ascomycota; Sordariomycetes; Hypocreales; Nectriaceae. Bases 1 to 1491 code for a protein of 496 amino acids. The transcript has 2 exons.